AUGGAGUCGUCACGCAUCUUCGUGCGCGGACUGCCUCCCAAGUUUACCGAGGACGAUGUGCGCAAGCAUUUCGCCAAAUUUCCGGUCACAGACGUCAAGUUCUUCCCACAUCGCCGCAUUGGAUAUGUUGGCUACAAGACACCUGAGGAUGCCGCAAAGGCCGUCAAGUACUUCAACAAGACUUUCAUCAGAAUGACAAAGAUCUUUGUCGAGAUUGCGCGUCCGAUUUCAGACGAAUUGUUGCCCAAGUCACGACGACAGAUCAAGGUCGAGAAGGCUGCACCAAAGAGCGACGACUACUUUCCACCGCCAAAGGAGGACAACACUCUGAAGCGAAAGCGGGAAGAGCAAGAGCAAGAUCCCAAGUUGAAGGAGUUUCUCGAAGUCUAUCAACCACCCUCGAAGACGAACAUAUGGACGGAGGGCGAUGCACAAAUUGCCGCAGGCAACUCCGCAGCGGUCGAGGAGCCAGUACAAGACGUCGUCGUACCUGCAGACGAGAGCGAUGAUGACUAUCAGGUCAUCACGAAGAAACCAAAGACUGUCGAAACGUCCCACGAGACAUUGGAGGAGACACGACUUGUCCCGGCGGCAGAGCCUGUCAGCCAUACUGAGGCUGCUGCGGUGGAAGAUGUCGACGCUGUAAUGCCAGAUGCGCUAGACUCUGCUGCCGGCGGCCAGCCUCCCACAACCGACGAUGAUUGGCUACGAUCACGAACGAACAGACUCCUGGAUCUUGUUGAGGACGAUGAUGUCCCUGUUGCUCCUGCACCGGCUACAACCAAGCCUGCUGCCGAGAAGCGUGAUUCUCCAGUGGCUAUCGAACAGCAACCUGAGCCUACACAACCCACUGAUGUGCCCGUUGUAGACGCCGCACCGUCAGAAGACGAUAAGAUUCGAGAAACCGGUCGACUGUACCUCCGUAACCUACAUUUUGAGGUUGCGGAAGAAGACAUCAGAAACCAGUUUUCCAAGUACGGAUCACUCGAAGAAGUGCACGUACCGUUGAAGAAGAGCGACGGCAAAGGCAAGGGCUUCGCUUUCGUACAGUUCAAAGAUCCCGAGAACGCUGUUACGGCCUUCAACGAGAAUGACAGCACUAUCUUCCAAGGUCGUCUCCUGCACAUCAUUUCGGCAAAGGCGAAGAAGGAGACCAAGCUCGACGAGUUCGAGAUCUCCAAGUUACCAUUGAAGAAGCAGAAAGAAAUCCGACGAAAGCAGGAUGCCGUCAAGGCUACGUUCAAUUGGAACUCGUUGUACCUCAACGCAGAUGCAGUCAUGUCCACACUCGCGAGUCGCAUGGGGAUCAGCAAGGCAGAGCUGCUAGACCCGACAUCCUCGGACGCUGCGGUCAAGCAGGCUCAUGCCGAGACCCACAUUAUCCAGGAGACCAAGAACUACUUUGCUCAACACGGAGUCGACCUUGAAGCUUUCAAGAACAGUGCAAAGGGCGACACUGCGAUCUUGGUUAAAAACGUCCCCCACUCCGUGUCAGCGGACGAAUUGCGCAAAACGUUUGAGGAGCAUGGCAAGGUCACAAAAUUUCUCAUGCCGCCAACGGGCAUGACUGCCAUUGUUGAGUUCUCAAACGCUGCAGAGGCGAAGACCGCAUUCAUGGCUUUGUCUUAUCGCAAGAUGAAGGACUCGAUCCUGUAUCUUGAAAAGGCACCAAAGGACCUGUUCAAGGAGGGCUUCGUGGCGCCUGUAGUCCAGGCAACAUCCGCCGACAAGCCAGACGCCAAACUCACUGCGACCGACUUGCUUGAGGAAGCUCCUGAACCUGACGCAUCAAACACCGCCACACUAUACGUCCGCAACCUCAACUUCUCCACCACAACCCAGCGUCUCACGGAAUUGUUCAAACCCUUGUCCGGCUUCCGCAGUGCUGUGGUCAAGACCAAGGUCGACCCAAAGCGGGGUGUAUUGUCGAUGGGGUUCGGUUUCGUCGAAUUCGAUAGCCCUGAUGCGGCAGCUGCUGCGCUCCGAACUUUGAACGGCUAUGAUCUAGAGGGUCACAAGCUGCAGAUCAAAGCAUCUCACAAGGGCGCGGAUGCUGCAGAGGAGCGUCGCAAAGAGGACGCUGCAAAGAAGGCGGCGAGCACCAAGAUUCUUAUUAAGAAUUUGCCCUUCGAAGCUAGCAAGAAGGAGGUGCGCGCCCUGUUCACCCCUUACGGCCAACUUCGGUCGGUCAGGGUGCCCAAGAAGUUUGAUUCGUCCUCACGUGGUUUUGGGUUCGCUGAGUUCACUACGAAACGCGACGCCGUUAACGCCAUGAACGCUCUAAAGAACACCCAUCUUCUCGGUCGACGAUUGGUUCUUGCGUUUGCCGAAACCGAAUCGGAUGAUCCCGAGAAGGAACUGGAGAAGAUGCAGCAGAAGAUGGGAGCACAGGCCAACAAGGUCGCGCUCCAGAAGCUCACUGCAGGCGGUCGCCAGAAGUUUAACGUUGCAGGCAACGACGAGCUAGAUGAAUGA
Macroventuria anomochaeta is the source of this 2475-nucleotide messenger RNA. Its product is annotated as RNA-binding domain-containing protein. Bases 1 to 2475 code for a protein of 824 amino acids. Gene Ontology annotation, molecular function: mRNA binding. The record is from RefSeq and is a predicted model, not a curated record. Gene Ontology annotation, cellular component: nucleus; ribonucleoprotein complex; cytoplasm. The transcript has 3 exons. Lineage: Eukaryota; Fungi; Ascomycota; Dothideomycetes; Pleosporales; Didymellaceae.